This is a messenger RNA of Scaptodrosophila lebanonensis, 528 nucleotides long. RefSeq lists its product as uncharacterized. Lineage: Eukaryota; Metazoa; Arthropoda; Insecta; Diptera; Drosophilidae. The record is from RefSeq and is a predicted model, not a curated record. The transcript is spliced from 2 exons. Bases 1 to 528 code for a protein of 175 amino acids.
AUGAAUUGGAAAGAUAUUGAGGCACUUGCGGGCUUGCUAGCACUCGUCUGUCUAUUGGGUUUGACCGGCAACAUCUGGGCCCAGAGUACUAGCGACAUCACUUCGACCGCCGGGAUAAGCAUCACCACUGAGGCUGGAGUUGCUGGCUGCUUGUCGGAAAACGAAGCUUGGGCCGAUCCAGACAUAAAUCAGUUCAAUUUCUGCUACAAUGGUGAAAAGCAGUCCUUGUCCUGCGAUAAGAAUACCUAUUUUGUAAAUAAUGGCACCGUUGCCGGUUGCAUACCUGCUGACGAAAUGAGUCCCAAUUGUGUUAACGAAGAUAUCACAGUGGGACCCUGCGAGGGAGCUAAUUUGUAUCAACCGCAGCCCAGCAAGACAAUUGGAAAUUUCUGGUUAUGCGUAGAAGAGGGUGCCGACCCAAUUGAGCUGUCCUGUGAGUCUGGAAAAGCAUUUGUCGAGAAGGAUGGCUACAUGGGCUGUUUCGAAUGGGACGAAUGGCGCACCAUACGCGACUGCGUAACCGAAUAA